Blepharisma stoltei is the source of this 1242-nucleotide messenger RNA. The record is from the annotation of a GenBank genome assembly. Lineage: Eukaryota; Ciliophora; Heterotrichea; Heterotrichida; Blepharismidae.
AUGGAAUCAAGUUUUGAUUGUCCCAUUUGUUUUGACACCUAUACUUCUGAGCUCAAGCCUCUUAUUCUACCAUGUGGUCAUAAUGUUUGCAUUAAUUGCUUAUCAAGAUUAUCUAAAGAAUCUCUAUGCAAAUGUCCCACAUGUAGAAAAAGUCACUUUAGAAUUAAUCCAAGUAAUCUUACAAUUAAUUAUGCCUUAAUCCAAUCUCCAAAUUCAAAUUCCCCAAACCGGAAUAAUAAUAGAGGAAAUCCUAACGUGUUAAAAGACAUUCAGUACUAUUAUCAAUACCAAGCUUUCCUCACUCAGAUUUCUAAAGAAAUUAAAAGUGAAUAUGAAAGAUCUCAAGGGCUAAAUAAAAAUUGUAGAGAUUCAUAUAAUGGCUCUAUUGAUUUCCUAAUCAAUUCACUUCAAAAUCUCCAAAAUAAAUGAAAUAAGAGCAUUGAUGAAGCUGAAAAGAAAAAUAUGGACAAUUAUAAUGAAAUAAAAGAGCAAAUUAAUAAAACUUCAACCAAAAAUGAUCAGCUUUUGGAAGUCCUGAAUGAAGCAUAUAAAAAUAAUGCAGCCAUUGAUGCAAACUCUGAAAUUGUUUUAGCUUCUGAUAAGGAGGCCUUGAUAUUUGAUGUUUCAUUUGGACAUUUUAAUAAUGAAGCAAAUCUUGAUACGGCGUUUUCUCAUAUUUUGCAUGAGAUAGGAGGUUCACUUGUAUAUGAGAAUGCUAACAUUUCUAAAAGCUAUGAAAAAGAGCCUAAAGAUCAGAGCUCUCCUGGGAACUUAAAUAGCAAAGCUUCACCUGCUGAAUCCCCAAUUAAGUGGUCAGAUCUUCGCAAUCCUCCGAAAUUUAAUCCUUGAAUGGAAGAAGAUUAUCACCGUAAAGAACAAGGAAAACCAAUUACAAUAAAAAAUCGGUUCAGAUGGUUUACUCAAGCUGAUUUUGGAGCGCAUGAAGCACUGCCUGAUUGGGCAAACUCUAAAAUAAAUGAAGAGUAUUCAAAAGGAAAUAAAACAGCUUUUAUAUAUACUAUUUUUUAUAAUUAAUUUAUAAUUUUACUAACAGCCUUUUGCUUUAAAUUAAAUAAUUUUAAGGAAAUAAAUGUUUUUCAAUUUAAAUUGUAAUGCAAUUAGGUAUAUGAUUUCAAGAAGAGACUGCAAUUUAAAAUAGAUUUCAAUCAGAUGGAGUGUUUUAGAUAUAAUUUCAAAACUCAAGAAUUUGGAAAAGCAAGAAAAUUAGUUCCUCUUAAUUAA